Messenger RNA from Talaromyces proteolyticus, 1310 nucleotides. Its product is annotated as Alpha/Beta hydrolase protein. The coding region runs from base 226 to 1239 and encodes 337 amino acids. Lineage: Eukaryota; Fungi; Ascomycota; Eurotiomycetes; Eurotiales; Trichocomaceae. Gene Ontology annotation, molecular function: hydrolase activity. The transcript has 4 exons. The record is from RefSeq and is a predicted model, not a curated record.
AUAAUAUCACAGCUCUUCCAAAAAAACAGCUUUCUAAAGAAGGAUCGGCUUUUUGUUUGCCAAAUAUAUUUUUACAUUUUGAUACACGUGUAAUAGCUUUCUCUCAGGAGAAAAACUUCAGACGAAGUAUAGGACCCAACAGCCGGAUGUGUUCAUCUUGACUCACCAUUAAGGCUUGACGUUACUUUGACGGAUCAAACAUUACCUAGAGAAAAGACUACAAAAAUGGUGGCAACUCUUCUUUCUAUAAUUCCUGAUCAAGGACUUAUAGAAUUCUCCAUCAAAACCGAUUCUGGCUCUACUAUUGCCGGAUACUCACGCGGAAUCCAAAAUGGUUCUAUUAGUAGCAAAUCGCCUCUUUUGAUUCUUCUCCAUGGAUAUCCAGAAACGAACUUUAUGUGGCGUCAUGUAAUUCGACUUCUUCCCAAAUCGAUCCCAUUGUUUGUUCCUGAUAUUCCCGGCUAUGGCGCUAGUACACCUGUAUCCGGUAAUACAUCGGCAUCCCACACGAAACGCGCGGUCGGAAAGGCCAUUAUAUCUGGACUAUCCGUGCUGCUAUCUGUUAGCAUCAAUGCCCCAGUACCAAUAAUUCUUGUUGGCCAUGAUCGCGGUGCAAGAAUUGCGCAUCAUCUAGCCAUUGAUGCACCGACUUACGCUGACAAAUUCAAUCUUGUAGGCGUCAGUUUGCUUGACAUUGUUCCCACCACUGUACAAUGGCAAGGAAUGGCCAACCCCACUGAAGGCAGUGGCUUCUUCCACUGGCCGUUCCUGGCAAACGUUGACUUGGCAAACGAAAUGAUUCAAGCGCUAGGAGGUGACGUCUUCGUGCGACGAAUGUUUGAUCGCUGGCGGGGCACGCUGGCUCCAGCUUGUGCCGAAAAAUUGGCUCAGGACGGCGCGUAUGAGGUCUAUGAAACAUCUUUCCGGGCGGAAAGUGUGAUCCGUGCUAGUAACCUAGACUAUGCGGCUGGUGCACGAGAGGAUAUCGUCGAGCAAAAGGCUGACCAAGCAGAAGGAAGGAAAAUUGGCGUGCCUGCUUUGAUUUUAUACUCAGCCACUGGCCUGGGAAAACGGUUUGAUGUUCCAAGAACUUGGAGAGACUGGGUUUAUGAGCCGGACAAAAAUCUUACCCAGAAGGGAGUUGGUGGUGGAGCAGGUCAUUUCUUCGCCGAGGAAAAUCCACAUGAAACAGUGCGCUAUCUAUUGUCGUGGUUUGAGUUAUUGGGAAUCUAUGUUUGAUGCCUGUGCAUCAAUUAUUGUAAUGUCUUGCUGAAACACUAGCUUGUUCAAACUAUACAUUGUUGUCCACA